Molecule: messenger RNA, 1092 nt
Organism: Colletotrichum acutatum
Lineage: Eukaryota; Fungi; Ascomycota; Sordariomycetes; Glomerellales; Glomerellaceae
Exons: 1
Coding region: 145-756 (203 amino acids)
Source: RefSeq, a predicted model, not a curated record
AAAUACUAAACCAAACACAGAACACAUCCAUCACCGACCCCAGACCUCACUCCCACCAGAGCCUGGUCCCGUGCCCACUUCUCCUUCACCCAGGCCCCCGAAUAUCUCCCUCACGAGACCGUAGAGAAAGAAGGCGCGACAAUCAUGCUCAUCAGGGAAGCCUCAGAUGCCCCAGCGAUCAUCGAUCGUCUCUUACGCUGUCCAGUACCAAACUUUCACCCCAAUCGCACAUUCAACAGAAAAACCCUGAACCGCAAAGUUGGUCGCCCGCAGAACGCCACAUCCAACUCUCAACUCCACGUCGCCGGAGAGAAACCCGCGGCGGUCCCGACUGAAAACUCUCGCGAUGACCUUGUCGCCUGGGAAGCUGGCAUUCAUGUGAAUAGCUACCACCGGGGAAAGUACUGCGCAAGAUACGGGUGUAUACGUCCGACUACGAGCAUAUCAGAAUUGCCAUUUGCAGCUAUAAGUUGCAGCCACAGAUACACCCGACACCAGAACCUCAAGCUACAGCUACAGCUCACUCUAAAGCUACUCCUUCCAAACAAAGCCCAUGCUCAAUUUUCCUCCUUCCACCCCGAGAUCACCGUGCGAGACAGACACCCACCUAAAUUUCUCGGGAGCAGAGAAAGAAUAAAAAGGCGCGAGGACAUGUACAACCGGAAGCCAUACUCGGAUGGUGGAACAUACGUAUCCGUCCAUCUCCCGUCCUCAACAAACAACCACAGCAAAAAGAAGCUCCGGCAACCGGAGUAAAGUACCCCGGUCUGCACGUCCUCCCACCUCCCAACACGCACAGUCCGCAAUCAGCCCGCUCGUGCAUGUUGAGCGCCGCUUUUCGCUUUCGAUUCCUCCGAUGACUGACCACCUUGGACCUCCGUCCGAACUACGGGGGACACGGAAGGGGGGAGAUCUGUUCCAAGGGACGUCCAUGUAGAUUCAGCAGAGUAGGUAGCCCAUGUUCGGACAAGGUAUGGGAUUGCUGAUCUCCUCGAUUCGAUGUCGGACUUGCCGUGCUACCUCACUCAACCAACAUGCCAAAACGUGCCAGCAGCUACUUUAACCCAUCGCAGUAAAUAACUUUUCGGUUGC